Molecule: messenger RNA, 1239 nt
Organism: Malus domestica (apple)
Lineage: Eukaryota; Viridiplantae; Streptophyta; Magnoliopsida; Rosales; Rosaceae
Source: RefSeq, a predicted model, not a curated record
CACAAGAAAACGGCGUGGUAUGACCGCUGAGUGUCGAAACGGCAUUGCGUUUUAGACCUUACCCAACUGUCUUCUCCUUCGUCCUCACUGAUUCAGGAAAGGUGGGGAGCUUAACCGAAGGAGCAACGGCAAAACCGCCGACUCAAAAGCUCGGAGGAGUAAUGAACGACCUCUCUAAUGGCGUCCUGAGAGACCACGGUGGCAGAGCCUUGAAGCCCAUUCCGUCUCUGGUUCUCUACAUUCUCGUACCCAUCUUUUUUCUGGGCCUCUCCGUCUCAAUCUUCAUCCUCAUUGUCGUCCGCAACGCCCUCUUCUUCGUCUUUUUCCUCCUGCUCUCCGCCCUCGUCGCCGCCUUCGUCGUUUGGAAUGUACGGCACUGGGCGACCAAAGCUGCCGUCUUUUGGUUCCUCGACUCGGUUCCGGAGUCCGACCUCCGCCUCGCCCAGCACGGACAGCUCGUCAAAAUUACUGGGAUUGCAUCAUGUGGGAGUCUAUCCCUUGAAUCUUCAUAUGAAAAAGCUACCGGCUGUAUCUAUGCCUCUACUCUUUUAUAUGAAUACAGGGGAUUAACUCUACAGCCAGGGAAUGUCAAGAGAUCAUGCUUCCAGUGGCAUUUAGCAUAUUGUGAGAGAUUCUCCACAGACUUUUACUUAACCGAUCAAAAGUCUGGUCUUACAGCUAUUGUCAAAGCUGGUUCUGGUUGCAAAGUUAUCCCACUAAUUGUCGAGAGCAAACUUGUCAACACUAAAAGAUGCAGAAUCCUCUCUCCUCACUUGAGGAAAUGGUUAACUGAGAGAAAUCUCUCAUCUGAAUCCCGUCUACUACGUCUGGAGGAAGGGUAUGUUCAAGAAGGCAGCUCAGUGACAGUAUUCGGAAUGUUGCAUAGAAACAAUGAGAUGACUACAAUUGUUCAACCGCCAGAAGUAAUCUCAACCGGGUGUCUCUGGCGAAAACUGCUUCUCCCAGUUGACGUUGAUGGGAUGAUUCUAAGGGUCUAUCAAACGGCCGCUGGGCAUUCAAUCAACCAAGAUUCAAUACAACAGGCAGAAAGAUGGUAGUAGGUAGGACAAGAUUUUUGGAUGAUAACCCAACUCCCCUUCAAUGUGUACACCUUCAACUAAUCACUAAUCACCAUGUAGACCUUCUACAACUGUACUAAGCGUGUAACAUUAUUUUGCUUUUGAAAAUGAAUACGGCUUUUAUUCCGACUUUUUUCAAUGCACUAGAGUAUUUUUACUA